Molecule: messenger RNA, 1746 nt
Organism: Mizuhopecten yessoensis (Yesso scallop)
Lineage: Eukaryota; Metazoa; Mollusca; Bivalvia; Pectinida; Pectinidae
Exons: 3
Coding region: 92-727 (211 amino acids)
Biological process (GO): signal transduction
Molecular function (GO): protein binding
Source: RefSeq, a predicted model, not a curated record
AUUGCGCAUGUCAUUCGAAAGAGCAGGAACUAAGAUAUAAACUACCGGGUUGUAUACUGGACAAGUGGACUUACUUUAAAAAUUGGGAGUCAUGCCAAUGGAUGGUAAAGAUGUGGCUAAAAUAGAAGCACACAUGGAGUAUAUCGUUGGAAACUUCGACGUUUCAGAUUUUAUAACUCAUUUAGUAGGAAAAGGAUUGACUCUAGAGACUAAACAAGAGAUCGAUCAAGUCAAGAGAAUUCGUGAUAAAAACAGAAAAUGUCUCGAAUGUCUAAUGAAAUCUAAAGAUGGAUCAUAUGAAGUGCUAAUUGAGCUCCUGAAAGAAAGACAUUAUACAAAUAUUAUCGACAAACUUGAAAGUGGCCUACCACCAGAGGACAAGGCAGGGAAAGCAGAAGCAGCCACACCAAGUAUACACGUGCCGGAACACAAACGCCACCUACGCUUGACUGAUAAACAGUUGAUGAACUUUUCCGCCACCGUCUCUCCAAAGGACAAGAUUCAGUGGACCACGUGUUUAGGAAUUCCUGAACUCGAUGUAGAUCACAUAGAUAUGGAUUGUCAUGAUAGUGGUACUCAGAUGAUGAAAAUUCUGUUGCAUUGGCGGGUAAAAUCGGGAAAGGAUGCUACCCUGGGUUUGCUUAUGGAUCAGUUUAACCAAUCGCUAGACAUUGGUGUCACCAUUGACACAGAAAAAGUAGAAAAGCUCAUAUUAAAAGAAACAUAGGAAGCGAGACAAAUACGACAAAGACAGAGACUCUAGGCUCCCUGGUGUUUGUAAUACCUUUUUUUAUAUUAUGGAUUACUCCUUGUAAAUGAGAAGUGGAAAAGGCAAUACACAGGCAAAAUGUAUCAAUGUGAACGACAAUAUAAUCUUUUUAUAUAAAAGUUUGUGUGUGUAACACAAAAAACUAGCUGUGUUGAUGACACAUUUGUUUUUGUAACAAGGCCUUCGAUUUGUUGGUUUUAUGUCGUAUUACUCGAUUUCAUGCAUGGGUAUAUGUGACAAAAAAGUCAACCGGGCUAUUGUUGGAGAGAAAAUAAUAUAUAGUUUAUAACAUGUCUAGUGCAUUCAUAACAUCAUGGAAUAUGUUAUGAAAUGGGACAUCCUCUAAAGUUCAUUUACCAAUUUAGGUUACUUGGCCUUUUGUGUUGUUUUUUUAUUAACUGCUAAAUGUAUGACCAGGGAAUUUUAUGGCGAUUUUAGUGGUUUCACAUAGCAACAUUUAUCUUGAUUUGAGGCUGAUAUGCCUCGCCACAGCUUGUGAAAGAAAAAUUAAGUACGUAUGACCUAGGUAUGUAAAUGAACUCAAGAUAAUGUGCCAUUUCAUAGCAAUCAGUUACAUUGCUAAAGAGAUAUUUUAUAGAUCUGCUGUACUAGUUUUGGGAAGACGAAAGGUUUAUCUUUGACUUCGUUAACCUCGCUCUGGAGCAUUAUAUAUAUUAAUUCCGAUCUUUAAUUAGGGUCUUUGAAUAUGACUUAUCAGGGGUGGAAUUAAGGGUGACUGCAGCCUCUUUCUGGGGAUUUUUUAUAUUCUAAGGUACCAUAUUAUUCUCAGGAAUAAAAGGUUAACGCUACCUACAUAUGGCUUGUUUGAUAAAUACUAUUUUAUGUAAAAAAGAGAAAUUACGUUAAGUCUCAUUAAACAAUCUUUCAUAUACAUGUGCGUUACCUAGUAUUCACAUUGUGAACCGAACUAGUUGAUGUAUUUUCCUGGUUGAAAUGCAUGCGUUGUUUCUUUUGCU